CACCCGUAUAAAUAAAUAUUAAGCUGGUCGUGGAAGUGGCGCCUUCAUUCACACUCACGCUCACAUCAGACAGAGACCAGUAAGGAAUCACAAUCACUAGAAGGCAAAAAAAAGAAAAGAAGAAGCAAUGAGGUAAAGGACGUUUCUCUGGAUCGUAGUGGGAAGGUAACGACGUUAGCAAGUUGAAGUUUUCUUAUAGCAGCUUCUCUAAAAGAAGGAAAAACAGAAAAGGAACUGAGCUAGCGAGUUUGUCAAAUAUAUUCCGAGAACCAAUUGGGCGUUUAAUGAACUAAAUUUGAAGCCUGCAGAUUCUUUCAAGCCAAGUCUAUGAGUUCUCCAUCAACUCAACUUGUCAUCUCAAAGAGGAUGGGCAUAUAUGAGCCAUUCCAGCAAGUCAGCAUGUGGGGGGACAACUUUAGAGUUGAAAACAGCCUAAAUCCAGGUCCUUCACAAAUAUUCAUGGUGAACCCUACCACAGAGCCCAAGACUGAAUAUAUUCCUCAUGAAUCGACGGGACCCUCAGGAGAUGAUCAAGAUCAGACUACUACAGCUGUUAGUAAGGUGCUAAGACGCUUGGCACAAAAUCGUGAAGCAGCUCGAAAAAGUCGUCUAAGGAAAAAGGCUUAUGUUCAACAAUUAGAAACAAGCCGUUUGAAGCUCAUGCAAUUGGAGCUAGAGAUUGAGAAAGCAAAAAAGCAGGGUCUGUAUAUGGGCGGGGCAUUAGAUGCUACCUAUGUAGGAACUUCUGGACCAAUAAACCCAGGGAUUGCUGCAUUUGAGAUGGAAUAUGGGCAUUGGGUUGAAGAGCAAAAUAGACAAAAUGUAGAACUUAGAAACGCAUUACAAACUCAGUCACCUGAUGUGCAGCUCCAUCUACUUGUUCGGAGUGGCUUGAAUCAUUACUCAAAUCUUUUUAAGAUGAAAGCUGACGCUGCAAAGGCUGAUGUCUUCUAUUUAAUCUCUGGAGUGUGGAAGGCGUCUGCGGAACGCCUCUUCCUCUGGAUCGGAGGAUCUCGUCCAUCUCAGCUUCUUAGUCUCAUCGUGCCACAGGUGGAUGACUUGACGGAUCAGCAGAUAGGAAGUUUCACCAAACUCCGGCAUUCUUCUCAGCAAGCUGAAGACGCUCUCUCACAAGGACUGGAUAAACUACAACAGAGUCUGGUCCUCAACAUGGCAGCCGAUGCAUUGGACAUAGGAAGCUUCGGGUUUCAGAUGACUUCUGCCAUGGAGAAAAUUGAAGCACUAGAGGGUUUUGUAAGCCAGGCAGAUCACCUUCGACAACAAACCUUGCAGCAUAUGUCUCGGAUCCUGUCAGCCCGGCAAGCAGCUCAAGGCUUGUUGAUCUUAGGGGAAUACUUUCAGCGUCUUCGUGCUCUUAGUUCUCUCUGGUCGGCUCGUCCAAGCGAUCCUGCAUUCCAAACUUGAGAUGCUUUCUGAAGUAGAGUGCUCUGCUGGCACCGUCUUUAACAGCUAUAGUAUUUGAAUUAGUGGCAAUAUAAAUAUGGUUUUGUAGCUGUUGCUCGAGUUUUGUUGUGUGUGCCUGAAGCAAAAAUUUAGGUAACUCGUUGCUCUUGAGAUGCUCAUGCUUGUACAUAGACUUUUCAUUAUCUUCUACUAAUAUUGAUAAUGUGUUUAUUAA
Messenger RNA from Prosopis cineraria, 1639 nucleotides. RefSeq names its product transcription factor TGA7-like. Gene Ontology annotation, biological process: regulation of DNA-templated transcription; DNA-templated transcription. NCBI's taxonomy places the organism in Eukaryota, Viridiplantae, Streptophyta, Magnoliopsida, Fabales, Fabaceae. The record is from RefSeq and is a predicted model, not a curated record. Bases 328 to 1425 code for a protein of 365 amino acids. The transcript is spliced from 11 exons. Gene Ontology annotation, molecular function: DNA-binding transcription factor activity; sequence-specific DNA binding.